Messenger RNA from Annulohypoxylon truncatum, 969 nucleotides. RefSeq lists its product as uncharacterized. The transcript has a single exon. Gene Ontology annotation, molecular function: protein binding. The record is from RefSeq and is a predicted model, not a curated record. Lineage: Eukaryota; Fungi; Ascomycota; Sordariomycetes; Xylariales; Hypoxylaceae. Bases 1 to 969 code for a protein of 322 amino acids.
AUGCGGAAAAUCGAGGUGUCAGAUGAUGAGGAAUUAGGGGCAUUGGAAGACAAGACGGAAGCUCUCACCCUCCACUCCAAACGUACGGAAAGGGCCCGGAAAAAACAGGCGAAAAAGGUCAAGAGUACAAAGUCUCAGUCGCAAAAUCUCUUGGACCUGCCCUAUGAGCUCGUAUUAGAUAUAUUGGCACUGCUUCAACCUAGCGACAUCUUCAACCUUCAGCGAGUUAGCCGAGCUUUUCGUGAUUUCAUCGUGCAGGAUGAACGUCGGAUCGCGAGAUCCAUCACAAGUUGGCGUUACGUCUGCCUGGAGAAAUGCUUCCGACUUCCAAUUCUUAUGGAAGAUAUUGACCCCAGCAUCCAACCAUAUGUUCAGAGCCCUAAUCGACAGGAGCUCCUGACCAUCCAUAAGAAGCCGUACCAGCACGUUCAGCCUCCGGAUCCCACAGAAAUCUGCACGUGCUUAACCUGUUUACUUCGAUGGUCAUCUCUCUGUUUAAUUCCCGACUUCGCCCACUGGCAGAAAAAUCUGGAUGUUGGGGAACCUAUUCCCAUGAUCCCUAGAGGAUCUCAUCCUAAAUGGAACCAGACCUUGAUAGCUUCGAACGCGGAUAUCGUACGCAAGGCUUUGCGUAGUCCUCUCUGGCACGCCCGCCUAUUUGAAGCUCACUUAGACUCGACGACAAGGUCCAUACGUCGGCAAUCCGCAAAUAAAGGCAACAAACGACGACGUUUCCGUAUGGAAAAAGAAGACAUGGAGUCGGGUUCGGAUUUGUUCCUGGAAAGGAGCGGGCCCCCCAGCUUCGACUUUCCAUUCCACAGGGACAAUUAUUACAUGCUGGAAGCAUAUCUCCCAAAUAGGGGUUGGAAUGUCGAACAAGAAAGGUGGAUGUAUAUGCCAGCUGAGCAACACGACAUAGACAUCCGAUACAUCGUUAGUUGGGCCGAGAGGCGGCUUAACCUAAGAUAA